Molecule: messenger RNA, 4534 nt
Organism: Osmia bicornis bicornis
Lineage: Eukaryota; Metazoa; Arthropoda; Insecta; Hymenoptera; Megachilidae
Exons: 9
Coding region: 962-2221 (419 amino acids)
Source: RefSeq, a predicted model, not a curated record
CAUGCCUUCUGACGUAUUAGUCGGCUGCGCGAGCUCGUGUCGUAAAUACGUAAAGCAUAAGUGUUUGAUCUUUUUUUUCUUCUUUUCUGUCAUCCAAUCUGUAUUUCGCUCGUAAUAUUCUUGUGCGUGAUUUCAUUUGUGAUUGUGCGAAACAUCAUUGCAAACGAAUAUUUAUCCAUAUACAUGUACUACAAGUGCACACCUUUUUCAGAGGGAGGUGGGCAGGCCUGCCCUAGUUACGGCAGUGGUAUUAUAGAAACGUGUACAUAUUUGUAAUUAUGUAUAUUAACUAGUUCACGAAUUAUUAUAUCAUAUUCAUCGUGUUUGCAACUGUUUCGAAACUUUCUGCCGAUACACGAACGUGUCGAGUAAUAUUUUACACAUUACAACGUAGCCGAGAUUAAUUAAUAUGAAAGUUUAGGAAACGCAUAAGUGAAGGACGAAGAUCAAAGACAGAAUUAAGUGUUUCGUACGAAGAUGUUCCAAUUAACAUUCGUUUCUUCAGACCGAUCCAGUGGUUUUAACGAGAAGAAGAUAACUAGUGACGAUUGACAUGUGAUGAGAAAUGUUAGCUGAAUAGUUUGAGAAAAUAGUAAUAUGCACUUGCAAACAUUGCAAAAAUGUUCAUUCAAGGAGCUUCCUGAAAAGAUCAAGUCAAAAACGAAGAUACAUCUUCUGGAGACUAUUGCCUCCUCAAUGAUGAAGAAAAAAGGCACUUCGUGAAAUUUGAGGAGGGUAGGUGAUAUCGGGUGUGAUAAGGAUGAACUUGCGAGCCUGGGUAAGACGGAGAUGACCACUAGAUCCGUGCCUCGUCCUGAAGACGACGACGAGGAGGACGAGGAAGAAGAGGAAGAAGAAGAAGAAGAAGAAGAAGAGGAGGAGGAGGAGGAGGAAGUCGACAAGGAGGCUCGUACGAGUCUACGAUAUCACUGCCACUGAUAUCCGCUCUCUCGUCGCAUCGAUGCCGAUUCCUAUGUCUAUCGAUAGAGGUAUGGGGAGUGUCGUAGGCAGUAACGUAAACGUAAGCAACGGAACGACAAGGAGGAUGGAAUCGACGACGUUCCUGCCGGAAGCGACGCCGACCCUCAGCGAACGAGAACAACUGAAAAUUGAAUUUUACAAAACUUACGAUGUUAUGACCGGAGUCAGAAUCGCAGCGACUCUCGGUGGUUUUUUCGGUCUUAUGAUUCUCCUGCUUGUUUAUAAAAGCAGGUGUAAAUCGAGCAAGCAGUUGGAAGAUCCAAGACUGACCGCAGCAGCAGCCGCAGCGGUAGCUGAAGCAGAAGCUGAGGAAAGAGCUCUCGCAGCCGCCCUCGAAGCCAUUACUAGAUUACCACCUCGACCAGACAGGGGUCCCAGAAGGUCUCUUUGUGUCGAGGUGAUUCAGUCUCAUUCUCCAAGAAUCGGACCGCGUUUCGCAUCAGUUGGAGGUGGCUACGAGGCUCUAUUAACAGCGCCAACGAAGCAACCAAAUUUGGCACCUCCAGACGAACAGAGAAGAUGUAGUUCCGUGACUUGUAGCAGUACUGGAAGUAGUUAUCUUGAAAGGAGAGGAUCUGCGAUGCCCGUACCAUGUCUGCCGCUUCAUCCCGCCUUCUCGACGAAACACCACUCUACCCAUGACGAACCCUGGGACCUUUAUUACCCAAUUGAUAUUCAAGUUAUCCAACCAACCCCUGAACUUUCUCCAUGUACAAGCGAAGCAGGUCUGUAUGCAAACGAAGUGAUGAUGGCAGGAACCACUGGUAAAAGAGCACCAUUGGCUUCCAUGGGCAGUGUUGAUCCACCUGAACCAGAUUCAAGCUUUGAACAUUCAAGAUCGCUAGGUUCCGACUCGGUCUUCCUGAGAACCGACGAUCAAGAAGAUUGUAUGGACACAGAAGACGAGGUGUCUGGGUUCUCUACCGAUUCUGAAACACCUGGUCCCAGUUGUCGAAGGUUCCUUCGAGUACCCUUGAAGAAGAAGAAAACAGUUGAGAAAUGGGAUGGUUGCGCUGGAUGUGUUCCUAGACGACGGCCUGGAGGGAAACCGUGUCAAACUUGUCAUAGCAUUAGUGCAGCUGUUGAAACUUCUGGAUCUCAGGCAGUUUCCACGAGCUCCAGCAGUCAAAGUAGCCUCGGUUCUCCACCGUGUUCACCGGCCAUCGAGCUCAGACACAGACCUCCACCAGCGCCAUUACCGUCGAGUCCACCUGUCUGGUCACAAGAAACAUUGUUUUAAUCCUUUGACGACUUCUCGGGUAAAGGAUGUCACGAAUAGCUGGUAAUCGCACAAAAGUAUCUCUUCUGAGGGAAAGGAACGAAGAUUGAAUUUUAUGAUGAAAGAAGAUACAACAAACAGAACAUUAAAGGAACAGAAUAUGUAGACAAGUACUCUGAUGAAAGGAAAAAAGAAAGAUAAUCGGUAUAAGAAGAAGAAGAAGAAGAAGAAGAAGAAGAAGAAGAAGAAGAAGAAGUGAACUUUGAAAUGGAGAUGCGAGAGAAUAAUUACAAAACUGUAAUUAGAUAUAAAAGCUAAUAGGAGAAAUAUAAAUUUAAUGAAGUAGGCGAAGAGAAAUUUAUGAGAAAUUAGGUCAAAUUUUUGUUUCGCUUAAAGGAGAAUAAACGCAAUAACAUCGAGCUGAAAAUAAUAGCAUCGUGUGCCGAGUUUCUGAAGGAGAAAGAAUGAUAAUUAACCAACGAGUGGAAUAAAAAAAGGAAAUGCCAAAACAUUUGUAUAGUAGCUUUUAAGCAACCAAAGAGAGAAACAGAAACUAACAGACUAACUAAUCGUUAAACGAAUUGUUGUAAAAAAAAUGAUAAUGAAAAUGGUAACGUACCAUAGAUAAUAUACUGUAAAUAAUAUGAUAAAAAGAAAGAACUCGAAUCCUUUUUUUCGUAUUCGAAAAAGAGUGAUAAACGCGCCACGUUUAUAUCGCGUUAGAGAAAUUAAAAAAAAAAAAUCAAAACUUUUAAAAAGAUGUUGAUCUAGCUGUGCGUGUAUAAAAAAAAUAACAAAAAACAAAGAAAUGAAAAAUAAUUCUCGUUAUUCGUUUUUUUUUUGGUUUCAAUAUUGCAUAUGUAUGUGUAUACAUAUAUGUACGUAUGAUACGCGCGAUUAAAGAUAAAAACUAGAUUAAUCAAGUUAUCAAUCAGGAAACUUGAAAGAACACAAAAACCUAUGAAAUUUCCUUAAUUUAUUAUUUUCUAAUUUAAACAAAUGAUUUUAGAUCAGAAUAAUUUUAAUAAAAGAGUACAUACAAAGUUAAUGACGUUUUAAAAAUAAAUCUUCCAUUUGAAUUUAAAAAUGAGAGGCUCCGAAUUUUAAUUUUCACAUCUAAUAGGAUAUUUUGCUUUAUUUUACAGAUUUUUAAAAUAUUCAAAAAUGUCCUAUACUCUUCAAUGUUUCUUUCUGAUUGUAUUAAUUCUAGUUAAUUCGUUGAUUAAUGACGCUUUGAUGACUGCCAACGGAAAAGCAGAAAUCCUCUAUGUAUGUGAAUUGUGGUACAUACAUGUGUGUUGUGCGCGUUUCGUGUGUGUAUAUGAGCGUACCUUUACGCACACGUGUAUAGAAAACUAGAAAAUCAAAGCCAUAUGUAUAUUAAUAGUGUUGUCAAUUUUUCCAAUAAUCGGGACACGUUUAUAAUCUUAUUUUGUGUAAAAUUUUUAAACUUUCUACUUGCUGGGUAUCUUAUAAAACUGAUAAAAUAUUUAUGCUAGUUAGAUAAUAUAUCUUUUUUUCUUUUUUAAUUAUUCUGUUAUUUUUAAUUUUUAAUACCGAUCGCUACUAGUCUCCACGUACCUAUCAAUGCUUAAUUUAAUUCUUGAAUCUUUUAAUUGAAACGAAAUUUUUAUAAAUGUGAACCCGAUUAAACGUUUAAUGAUCACGUUACAACGCGAAACUUCUGUCGGUGCCUUUCCGCCGGAUCUUCUUCCAUCAUCGUUUUAGAUAGUAUCAUCGCAUCAAAGAAAAUCAUCAACAAAUCAAAUACUAUGUCUGUAUAGCGACAGAAAGUGGAGAAAAUAAUGGAAACGCUAGGAAAUGUUAAGAAUGCUUUCCGUUUUAAUAUCUUCCUUUAUUAGCACAAGCAACGAAUCAAUUUAAUCAGUUUUGAAAUGUUUAUAGAAAUUUGGGAAAAUUUUUUUAAAGAAUAAUAUUGUGAAUGAAAUUGUGUUUAUUAAAAAUUAUUUAGUUUAUACAAAUUUAUUCGAAAAAUAAUUUAGAAUAGAAUAUAACGAAGAACACGCGGAAUUCCAUUAUUUUGUCUAAUUACUGUACAUAUAUUAUUGACAAUCAUAAUCAAAAGUUGUGAUUAUCUUUGUCACCGUAAUUAUAACGCAAAUGGAAAAAGGAAACGAUAAGACGAAUAAAGCUAUACCCGAAGCAAUAGAAAGAAAACCGUUAAAAUGAUAAGAAAAGAGAAAGGUGAUUAUGAUUAUAAUUAUGAUGAUGGUCAUGAUCGCGAAAAAGAAAAGAUAAGCUCCAUCAUUCUUUCGUAAUGUUUUGAACAGAUCUUUCCUGAUGUACGAACAAUAAAACUUUCACUAUUUCCUA